AUGGGGCAUCCUCUUCUCCCACCCGCGGGACUUCACGCCCGUCUGCACCACAGAGCUUGGCCGGGCGGCGAAGCUGGCGCCUGAGUUCAGCAAGCGCAACGUGAAGAUGAUCGCCCUCUCCAUCGACAGCGUCCAAGAUCACCUCUCCUGGAGCAAGGACAUCAACGCCUACAACGGGGAACAACCCGAGGAGAAACUCCCCUUCCCCAUCAUCGCUGAUGCGAACCGGGAGCUUGCCGUCAAGCUGGGGAUGCUGGACCCGGAUGAGCGGGACAAGGACGGCAUGCCCCUGACUGCUCGCGUGGUGUUCAUUUUUGGCCCGGAUAAGAAGCUGAAACUCUCCAUCCUGUACCCAGCCACCACCGGGAGAAACUUUGAUGAGAUCCUGAGAGUGGUGGACUCCCUGCAGCUGACGGCGUACAAGAAGGUCGCUACCCCUGUGGACUGGAAGCCUGGUGACAGCGUCAUGGUGGUGCCCACCUUACCCGACGAGGAAGCCAAGAAGCUCUUUCCCAAAGGAGUCUUCACGAAGGACCUCCCCUCGGGCAAGAAGUACCUGCGUUACACCCCGCAGCCGGAGUGAGCGGGCCUGCCCGUCCGCCCCGCCGG
Eurypyga helias (sunbittern) is the source of this 609-nucleotide messenger RNA. RefSeq names its product peroxiredoxin 6 (gene PRDX6). The transcript has 4 exons. Gene Ontology annotation, molecular function: peroxiredoxin activity. Gene Ontology annotation, cellular component: mitochondrion; cytosol. Gene Ontology annotation, biological process: cell redox homeostasis; cellular oxidant detoxification. The record is from RefSeq and is a predicted model, not a curated record. The annotation marks the transcript as partial. Lineage: Eukaryota; Metazoa; Chordata; Aves; Eurypygiformes; Eurypygidae.